GCCCGGAAAAGUCCGCCUCGUAUGGGAUGCGGCAGCGAAAGUGGCCGGUAUUUCGCUGAACAGUCUCCUACUGCCAGGAGACUGUUGUUAACUCCAUUACCCCAUGUCCUGUUCCGUUUCCGACAAUUUCCGGUGGCCGUCUCUGGUGACAUCAAAGAGAUGUUUCACCAGGUCGGUAUCAUUGAGUCCGAUCGGCAUUCGCAGCGUUUCUUGUGGCGCGACAACCCCGAACAAACUCCGCAAAUCUUUGCGAUUGACGUCGCCAUUUUUGGUGCCGCGUGCUCACCGUCAUCCGCGCAAUUUGUAAAAAACAAAAAUGCGCAAGAGCAUGCAUCACGAUUUCCCAAGGCAUCGGAAGAUAUAGUAAAGUGCCAUUACGUGGACGAUUACCUUGGGAGCUACGAGACCAUCGAUGAAGCCAAAGAAGUCGCCGAAGGCGUGAAGGUGGUGCAUUCCAAAGGAGGAUUUGAGAUCCGAAAUUGGCUAUCAAAUAGUCAAGCUGUCGUGGAACAUUUGGGCGGAGAUCCAGCGAACGGGACGAAGGAGCUAAUUUCGAAGGGAAACGGCAAUACGGAGCGUGUUUUCGGAAUGCUCUGGCAAUCGGCAGCGGACGAAUUGCGAUUUUCAACGACAUUCCGUAGAGAAAUCGUGCAACUAGUCGACUGCGAAGUUAGGCCAACAAAACGACAGAUGUUGAAGUGCAUCAUGAGUCUCUUUGACCCGCUAGGCCUGCUAGCAUCGUUCUUGGUGCAUGGCAAAAUAAUGAUGCAGGAGGUAUGGAAAACGAAAAUUCAAUGGGACGAGCGAGUUGACGACCACAUCUACGACCGUUGGAAGAAAUGGAUCGCUCUAUUUAGCAAGAUCGAGGACCUCCAAGUGCCACGUUGCUACUUCCAGCACGCUAACGCCAACAUGUACUCGGCACUCCAACUCCACAUAUUUGUUGACGCAAGUGAAGACGCGUACUCGGCGGUUGGAUAUUUCCGUGUAGAGGCUCCCGACAAGAGCGUUCUUUGCACGUUAGUAGCAGCAAAAACAAAGGUUGCACCGAUACACCACGUCACUGUCCCGCGACUGGAAUUGAUGGCGGCGGUGUUAGGAAGCAGACUAGCAGCCUUCAUUUCUGAAGGCCAUUCGAUACCGAUCAAACGAAGAAUCUUCUGGUCUGAUUCGCGAACCACUCUCGCUUGGAUCGGAUCAGAACACCGACGUUAUCGACAGUUUGUCGCAUGCAGGAUUGGCGAAAUACUAUCAUCGACAACCACGAGCGAAUGGAGAUGGGUGCCGAGUAAACUCAAUGUCGCCGACGAAGCUACCAAGUGGGGCAGAGGACCCUGCUUCGACGUUCACAGCCGCUGGUACCAAGGACCUGAUUUUUUGUACCAAAAUGAACAGUCUUGGCCUCAGCCGGACCAGAGGAUCACUACCACCGAAGAGGAAAUACGACCGUGCUAUGUUCAUCAAAUACUCACGAUGCCGCUAUUACAAUUCGAACGGUUUUCCAAGUGGGAUCGUUUGUUACGGACAGUAGCAUACGUCGGACGUUUCGUGAGCACGUGCAGGAGACGCAUUGAAGGGCAUUAUACAGCCAAGAGACUGACACAACCAGAACUGCAGGACGCUGAAAUAUUGUUAUGGAGAAUGGUGCAAUUGGAAGCAUAUGCGGACGAGUUGGCCAUUAUCAGGAAGAACGAAGAGUUGUCCGUCGACGAACGAAUGUCACUGGAGAAAGACAGCAUUCUUUUCAAACUAACUCCGGUACUGGAUGAGCAUGGAAUACUCCGUGUGGACGGCCGCAUAGGUUCAUUACAAGUAGUACCAGUGGACAUGAAAUGGCCUAUCAUUCUACCCAGACACCAUCGUGUAACAUUCUUGAUUGUAGACGACUAUCACCGUAAGUAUCUUCACGCUAACUCUGAGACGAUCGUGAAUGAGCUGCGGCAGCGUUUUUACAUUCCACGGCUGCGUGUGAUUGUGAAAACUGGCAAAUCUUUGCCAGGUUUGCAAAAUUAAGAAAGCUAAACCUUACGCACCUAGAAUGGGACCGUUACCAAUAGCGCGACUUUCUCCUUUCGUCCGCCCAUUCAGUUACGUUGGGUUGGAUUAUUUUGGUCCAAUUACUGUUAAGAUAGGUAGGGUCAACGCAAAAAGGUGGAUUGCACUUUUCACGUGCCUUACGAUUCGGGCUGUGCACGUGGAAGUUGUCUCGAUCUUUCCACCCAUAGCUGCAUAGCGUGCAUUAGGAGAUUCAUCGCUCGGAGGGGAGCUCCAAUCGAGAUUUACUCCGACAACGGGCGGAUUUUUGUAGGAGCUCAACGUAUUUUGAAGGACCAGGUUGCUCGCAUCUAUGAGGACGUCGCUAUCACAUUCACCAACACUCAUACCAAAUGGGUGUUCAUUCCACCUCAUGCUCCCCACAUGGGGGGUUCAUGGGAACGCUUAGUUCGAUCAAUCAAAGUUGCCAUGAAAAGCCUUCCGCAAGAACGUAAACUGGACGACGACGCGUUACAUACUACGGCGGUGGAAGCGGAGGCCAUCGUCAACACACGGCCGUUAACCUAUCUGCCUCUAGAUUCAGCAGAGCAGGAAGCCCUUAGCCCCAACCAUUUCUUGCUGGGGUCUUCUAACGGGGUAAAACAACCAACGACCAGGAUGGAAGAUACUCCAAGAACAAACCGUCACAUGUGGAAUUUGAUUCAGCGCAACCUUGACCAUUUUUGGCGCCGCUGGAUCAGGGAAUAUUUACCCACGUUGACGAAAAGAACCAAAUGGUUUGGCGAAUCAAAGCCACUCCAAACCGGAGAUUUGGUCGUGGUGAUCGACGAGACGAAACGGAAUGGAUGGAUACGAGGGAAAGUGCUGGAGAUCAACCCAGGACGCGACGGAAGGAUAAGGCAGGCAGUAGUUCAAACCUCAGACGGAGUGUUUCGGAGGCCUGCGGCCAAGUUGGCCAUUUUGGAAGUGCAGUCGGAUGCUAAAGCUGUGUCUGGUACCCACCUUUACGGGGAGGGGAAUGUUAGCACUGGCAGCCCUUCCGUGACCACUGUUGACGUCUUCGGUGACGGACAGCGACCUUCACCAUGACACGUCUGAGCAAACGUCAGAACUAAAGCAGAGUGAAAACAGAUAUGCUACAUGUGAAACUACAAACCAAUUUAUUUUCCUAAAUUUCUAGACCAACAUUUGAAAAGGGCGUAACAGCCAUUUCGAAUUUCUGCUUCUCCCGUCCCUCCUAGGCUUACCCCCCAUUAUUCAUGAAAUCUUUUACCAGUAACAGAUAGAUCUGACUCUCCUCUAUCUGUUAACGGGAAAAGUUUGCAUAAAAAUAUUGAAAUACGCCCAGGAGGGACGGAACAAGUGAGAAUUUGCAAUGGUUGUUCCGCCCUUUUCAAAUGUUAGUCUAGAUUUCUUAUAUUUUCUACUAUUCUAUUGAAUCUGUUUAUUUGAGUGCCUAAAUUUGAUUGAGGUGAGAAUUGUGGUUAGCUAUUAGGAGAUAGUCUAAUAAACAUAGUUAAUUAUCAUCCCAACAGCAAGCAAAGUGCAGCUUCUAACCUCUGUUGUUCGAGGAAUAAAAAAAACUAAUGAGUCACUGAAUGUGUAAGCCCCUUUUGUAGUACAAACCUCAAUGAAUCUAUAAACUAAAUAUAUACUCUAAUUGCAGCUUAAGAGCCAGUUCGCGAGAGCCGCAACCCCUUCUUGAAUCGAUGUGCUCCGAUUGAGCUGAAAUUUUCAGGGUAUGGUUUUCCAUAUAAAAGACGAUAUCUGGCCGAUUUUCAGAUUUUUCCGUUAGGGGGAAGUGGGGUAAAAUAACCCUCAAAGAUUUCAUGUCUAAAAAUAGGUAAAAUCACUAAAAUCGCAAUAACUUCCGCAAAAGUUAACGGAAUCAGCUGAAAUUUUGCAUGGACACUCUACUCCUAUGGCACUUCCAUUUGAGCCAAGCGUUGGAUAUUCUUUGAUAUUUUAUUUGAAGAAAUAGGUUAUUUUCAUAAUUUUUUUGACGAUUUUCAGGGCGCCUGUUUUCGUACCAACAGAACUAGGAUGAAAAACUGAGUACUACGUUUUGAAGGACUACCCAAGAGCUUUCAUUUGAUAUGUGACCCAGAUGCGCCAACUUAAAAACUUUCGAAAAAAAAAUUUUUUUCUCGGGGUAUGCGUUUUACCCCAUAUUUUUAGCUGUCUAAAGAAGUGUUGUCGCAAAUUAUGACAACGUUAUUUAUCGUCAAGGGUUUUUCUUCAAUAUUAAUUCAACAGAAAAAUGAUGACUAAGAAAUGCAAUUAUUAGAUUUUUUUCAUUUGGGGAAAGUAGGGUAAAACGGACUAACUCAACCUCCUUUCGAGAUAACGUUGCUACGAUGUUCUCUGAUCAGAAUCAAAUUUUCAGAGUUCUUUAUUCUACUCAAGAAUAGAUGCUUUAUCAUAUAUUAUUUUUUUUUCUUGAGAAGAUAACGGGGUAAAACAAUUCUCAGAAAAAAAAUUUGAAAAUAAUCAAAAUUUCAAAAUUUACAAAUGCUUUGGUAAAACUUGGCGAAAUUUCAUGAAAUUAGAAGAAAUUUCUUAAUUUUUUAUUGCUUAUCCAAAGGAGCAAGUCUGACAACAUUUUGACGUCGAGAAAUGUCACAGAUUAGCACGUGGUGUGCGAUUCACCGGAUUCUUUCUCGAUUUUUCUUUCAACAUGCAUCUCCGGUUCAAUUUUCUCUCUUUUUUUCUCGUGAAAGUUGCUGCAGUACACACGAAAAAGAUUCACGAGGAAAGAUGCAUUUAGCGCCUUCAAAUGAUUUUUUGGACAAAUAUGGUCUUCUACAAAGCUGUUCCCAAAAAUAAGGCCCUCUUUUCAAUGUACAUAAAAAUUAGGGUGGUCCAUAUUUUCAAAGAAAUUGGGAAUCAAACUUUUUUAUCUGCUAGAAUAACUGUAUACAUUCUUCGAGAAAGUUGAAGAUCUAUCAAUUUUGAGCAAGUUUCUUGAAGACACAUUUUAUGUAGCUUUGAAAUUGACCGAUCUAGAGAUGUUUUUCUGAAUAAGCUUAGGGUGGUUCAAGAAAAACCUGUUUUCUGGCGUUAACUUUUUCAGUUUCGAUUUUUCAUCAAAAUCGCCCAAGAACACUUGUAGAGCAUAGUUUUUUGAAAAGGAGUUAUGACGGAUUCGUAACGUCCUGACGACCGAAGGUAGCAACACAGUUUAUGGCCAACAUAGUCCGAUUAGUGCCGUAACAACUGCAUUCAAUGAAUUAUUCGAUUUGUUCGAAUUCAACCUGUCUGCUCAGGCAUUCCAGCGAAAGGUUCACCAGCGGAGGCAUCGUGAGCUGUGAUAGCAUUAUUCGACAUUGGAUGCAGCGAAUUUGAAUACAGGCGAGAAUCUGUCCAAAUAUGUUAACGUAAAAAGCUUAUCUACAUACAUGUUUUUGCCUUUCUCGUACACUAAAUGUACUGGAAAGGCUAUAUGUUCACUCCAAAAAUGACUUUUUGAUAGAAGGCCCGGAGGGUCGAGUCACAUAUACCAAUCAACUCAGCUCGACGAAUUGAGGUGAUGUCUGUGUGUGUGUAUGUAUGUGUGUGUGUGUAUGUAUGUGUGUAUGUGUGUGUACAAAAAAACUCACAUCACUUUUUGGCAGUAAACCUCAACCGAUUUUAAUGACCAAUGGUUCAUUCGAUGCGGAAUCUGGUCCCAUUGUUUCCUAUUGAAAAUGGUUCGAAUCGGUCCAGCCGUUCCGGAGUUAUGGCCAUCUAGGUGUUCCGGAUCGGUACCCCAGGAAGGGGCCAGAUAUGAAAACGAUACAAACCCAUUCAUGCGACACAUCAAACCGCGGCACUUUCGAAAACAUGAUGAAUGGUAAACAGGAAAAUAGUCUCGGACCAUAUCUGAACCGGUAGUGUUCCGGAACCGGUUCCGGGUGACCCGCCGGAAGUGGCCAAAUAUGAAAGUGAACCAAACCCAUACAUGCGACACAUCAAACAGCGGAUUUUUCGAUAACCUGAUAAACAGUAGGCAGGAAAAUAUUCUCAGACCAUAUUUGAACCGGUAGUAUUCUGGAACCGGUUCUGGGUGUUCCGCCGGAAGUGGCUAAAUAUGAAAGUGAACCAAACCCAUGCUUGCGAUACAUGAAACAGCGGCUUUUUCGAUAGCCUGAUGAACAGUAGGUAGGAAAAUAUUCUCGGACCAUAUAUGAACCGGUAGUGUUCCGGAACCGGUUCCGGGUGACCUGCCGGAAGUGGCCAAAUAUGAAAGUGAACCAAACCCAUACAUGCGACACAUCAAACAGCGGAUUUUUCGAUAACCUUAUAAACAGUAGGUAGGAAAACAUUCUCAGACAAUAUCUGAACCGGUAGUAUGCCGGAACCGGUUCUGGGUGUUACGCCGGAAGUGGCCAAAUAUGAAAGUAAACCAAACCCAUGCAUGCGAUACAUCAAACAGCGGCUUUUUCGAUAGCCUGAUGAACAGUAGGCAGGAAAACAUUCUCAGACCAUAUCGGAACCGGUAGUGUUGCAGAACCGGUUCCAGAUGUCACGCCGGAAGUACCCAAGUACAAAAGUUAACCAAAACCUUACAUGCGACGCAUCAAAUCGCAAGCUCUUCAGGCAACCUGAUAAACGGUUAAUAAAAGAAAAUAGUUUCAGAUCAAAUUUGGAACAACCGAUAGAAUUCCGGAACCGGUUCCGGGUGUCCCGCAGGAAGUGGUCAAAUGUAGUAGAGAUCAAAACCCAUGCCUGCGGCACAUUAAACAGCGACUUUUUGAAUAACGUGAUGGUCGAUUAGCCAGAAAAUAGGCUCAGACCACAACGAAGAUCUUUAUAAAGGCUACCGAUAGUGUUCCGGGACCGAUCCAGGGUGUCCAGCCGGAAGCAUGCGACACAUCCAACCGCGGUCUUUUUUUAAACCAUGAGGAACGAUUAGCAAAAAAAUAGGCUCAGACCACAUUAGAGGCUACCGAUAGUGAUGCAAAACCAGCAUUGGGUGCUUCGUAGGGUGCUUCGCAAGAACUACAAAAAUGAACAAAGUCAAUGCAAGCGAUAAAUAUGUGUAAGAGAACAAAAUCUUGACUGAACUAAGGCCACAUACAUACAGACGUCUUACUCUACUCACUCUCCAUUGGAGAGUGAGUAGCAGUACUGCAAUUUUUCGACAGGCCUUUAUGAUAGCGAUAUUUUGCUUUUUUCAUUUUCUUCGUUUUGUUUUUCCUGUCAAUGUUGCUUUCCGAUCAGCAACACGGGAGCGAAAUGAAAUAGGUACUCACACUCACAUGCAGCGUGCUGAAAGCGAGAGCUGACCGGGCUAAAUUUCCAUUCAAUUUUCUGUAUUUGAGUGUUUUCACCCGUGGUAUUGUAUAGGGCACUCACUCUCAGAAGCCACCGCUUGAGACGAAUGGCCUGUCAACAUGAGUAGUGUGUGAAUGAUUGGGAAUUGACCUUGUUGGGUUGCUCAUGAAUGGAGCUCUCGGACUCUGUCAGUUCUCACAUCGAGGAACUGAAAAUGACCGCCGCAGUCAUUCAUUUUCGGCUGAAAAACAGGCACUGACACUGAUAUUUUGCAGGACUGCUCUCCAUCGUCCUUGUUUUCAACGGUUGAAUCAAAUAUUAAUCGUUUUUGCUCGUUUGACGUCUACUCACUACCAACAUCAAGCCAGCAGCGGCUUGUGAAACGCAACCUGAUUAGCAUUUGGCGAUUAUUUUUUUGUAACGAUGAAUAUAAUAGCAAUAUGUUACAAUUGAUAUGUCUUUUUUUCUGUACUAAAGCAAUCUCAUCAAAUCACUGAGGUGUAAAAAUAUACAGUAGGAUAGGUCAACGUUAUAUGAGAAAAUGAAAAUUAUCGCAUCAAAGCUUUUUCAAUCCUCUUUUGCGUCUAAAACUACUGGGAAUUUUUUUAUGGGAUUUAGAUGGGCAAUUUCACUUGCUUGCAUUUUUGGUCAAAUUUUACAUGAAUUUUGAAACCUAUGAUAAUGAAAUAUAGCCUAAAGUGUGAAGAAAAAACUAUGUCGAAGACCGUAAAGUCAUCUGUGAUUGUGAAAGACGUUAUAUCCUAGCUUGUAAUAAUCGUCUUGAUGUUGAUCGGUCUUCAGUGAUAGUGAAGGUGCUCAGGCAGUCAACUGAAAACUCUGAUAUUUUUCAGCUCUGUCUAUACGUUUAACGUAACGUCGGAAUAUGUUCAAUUAUUAAGUUUCCCAAUUUUAUUAAAAUUAUUGCUUUUCUAAAUAAGGUAUUCUCAGGAUUCAGGAACAGUUCGCAUUACGUCGACGGAAAUAUCAUGCUUCGGAAUGAUGGCCCAUGCACAUAAACUAGCUAAACAAAGCAAUAGUCGAAGAUUCCAAAAACAGGGACCGAAUUCUAGACCGUCCGAUAGGUAGGAGAUUGUCCGCAUCACGACGGUUUUAAACCGAACGGACUCAAUAAAUACCAAAACUUCCGUGUGACAUUUUUAAGUUAAUCGAGGCCAUCUUGACUAGGAAACCUUGACCGAUUAAACCCUUGAAAAGUCCCCAUACCGACCGGAACGUCGGAAAAAAUCAUUAACUAAUGUUUUCGAUUCCCCCAAAAGGCUGAAGCCAACAUUGUGAAGCAAAAUCAUCCCAGUCGUAUCCCAACCAAAGAAAGAUCAUGAGUUCAUGUUCGACGAGAAAGGCACUAUCACCACUAGGUGGAUUAAUCUGGAUUUUUUAGAAUUCUCCCAGAGUGCGAAAAUAGUUUUCCGACUUUUCCAACCGAUUUUCCCUAAUAGUGGGAAAUUUUGUGGAAAGCAUUUUUCAUUUUGUAUGUUUUUUUUUCAAUUGCAGAGACAAUUUGCUUAUAAUUUUACAAAAAAAAAACAUUGUGUCUACGAUGCUUCGUUCUUGAGUGAUGAUUUUUAAAAGUAGGUGGUGUCUGCGGAAAAUGUUGGUUUUCCACUGGAGUUUUCCGGAAAAUUAGGCGACCCUGAUUUUUUUCAAUUUUGUUUUUGUUCUUAUAUAUAAAAGCGAACGCGCAGAUACAAAAGACUUUACGACCGAAAGACCGAAGGGAGGAAUAAAGAGAAAACACUUGUUGUUCGUAGAAAAACGCACUUUGGAAUGAUUUAUUCAAUAACAGCUUUUGACAGUUACAGUGUUGCCGCCCUAUCGCGGAAAUAGUUCAUGGUAUGUCUCUCUUGUGUAGCACGGUGUGUCUGGUAGAAGAAAUUUAUUACAAAAAAAUAAGCAUCGCUAAUUUUUACGUUACGUAAAAGUUGACGCUACUAGCUUUCAUUCAAGCCCAACAUCGAAAUAUUCCAUCGGGGGAACUUUUCCAUACAAAAAUUGGGUAUGUUUGUUAAGUAGAAAUAGGGAUUAAUUUGGAACCGUUCAUUUUGUAUGGGGAAAAACAGUAUUCUGAAAAAGUUGUUCGAUAUCCCUCGGUGGAUUUUUUUGAGGGACCGUGCAAAUGAAAGCUGAAAGCCUCUAUUUUUGAAUAGCGAAAAAUUUGACGAUGCCUAUUUUUUUGUUAUAAACCUUUCCCAUACACACGCCGUGUGUAGUAUUGAUCGAUGGACAUAUGCGAGGGUGUGCGGUUGUAUUCUAACAAUAUAUGUAUAUAAACCCUACCUGUGAAAUAAAAUACAUUGAAUUUUGAGAAUCUUGGUACCAAUUUGUACGAUAACUUAUUUAUUUAUUUAUUUAUUUGUUAUUAUUCCAUCUGACUUAAGCCUUAAUGAAUGUUACUUAUACUAAUUAAAACAUUAAUUGGAAGCAUUGAAUGUUUGACGUGGCGUCUGAAUAACGUAGAAGACAUUCCAAAAUCGAAUAAUAGGCCACGUUAUUGAAGGAGCUUAUGAUAGAGGACAUUGGUUUGUUAUAGCCAUACACUGAACGAUGAAAUCGUGUUGCCAGCAUCCGUUCCAGACUUCUUCGUUGAAUCCUGUUGGGAGCAUUCAAAGAUAGCCUUGCGAGAAGAUCUGGACACUCUAUUUCACCAUUUAAUAUCUUCGCAGCGGUAACAGCCUGUUGAAUAAUCCGGCGUUGCUCAAGUGUUUCAAUACCAAGCAAGCAACACCGGUCAACGUAUGGUGGCAGAUUUGUACGGUCCCUCCAAGGAAGUCGUCGUAGGGCAUAGCGCACAAAUUGUUUUUGGAUGCGUUCCAACCUGUCCACCCAGUUUGCUUGAUAUAUACACCGAACUACGGAUGAGGUUUCCAAAAUCGACCGAACAAGCGAGGUGUAAAGUGUUUUCAAGCACCGGAUAUCAUCGAAAUCUUUGGCUGUUCGCAUAAUAAUUCCCAGCUGCCGAUUUGGACGAUCGAUAAUUCCCGAGAAGGAAAGUCUGCAGUACUCCAAAGUCUUUUACUUCGCUGACACGCUGAAAGGAUGUAUCGCCAAUUUUGUAAUCCAUUCGAACAGGGUCUGCGCAACGGUGGAAGGUUAUCACGAAGCAUUUAUUGAUGCCACAGAUAACAGACGCUCAUCCUAACAUACGAAAUGUGUGUAAACCAUUUCAGCAGUCGUUUCAAUAAGGAAACCAAACUAACAACCAUUUGGAGAUGGCGUAACGAUUACAUUCACAACACUUGAGUACAAAUGACAAACGCGAAUAAUCCCGGUUAGGUAGCAAUUACUGCAGCAAUUACUUGUAUGGUUGGAAGAAGUGAGCAACGCAUUUGGUUUUUACAGUUUUUACACAGGUUUUGAGUUAAAUUUAGUUCUAGGAUAAACAUCUGUUAUCUGUGUUGAUGCUGAGCGUCAUUCGGUUGACUUCACACCAACGGCAAAGGCGGUUAGGAGUUGUUGCAAUCGUUCGUGUUGAGAUCGUCUGCGUAUAUCAAGCUGCAUCCAAUGUUCAGUAGAGCAGCGACAUCGUUGAAGUAAAGUGCGAAGAGAAGCAGCCCAAUAUUACUCCCUUGCGGUACGCCGGAGAAAUUAGUGAACCAGGUAGAAGUAUACGACCCGAUCCUGACGCAAAUCUUCCUGUCGCAAAGGUAUGACUCCAACCACUUUACCAUGUCGUCCGACGUACCAAGCCAACUUGCUUAACAAGAUACGAUCAUCGAAUUUGUCGAACGCUGCCUUCAAAUCGGUGUAGAUGGCAUCAACUUGUUUCCCAUCUUCUAACUGAUUGAUGCAGGUGGAGGUGAAGCAAAGAAGAUUGGUCGUUACUGACCUGCCAGGGUAGAAUCCAUGCUGGGCAGUGGAAAUCAUCGUCUUUGUUCGAGCAAAAAGGUAGUUGUUAAUUAUCGUCUCGAAUAGCUAGGAGCACAAUGAUGUAAUACCCCUGUAGUUCCGAACAUCGCUUUUGUUACCAUUUAUGUAGAUAGGGAACAUGAAGGAUUUUUUCCAUAGCACCGGAAACUGCUUUUUUUGCAGCGACAGAUUAAAACAAAAAAAAAGACACGUACAACGUCUUCAGCUUUCGGCUGUACAGACUGUUUUGAACUUAACAUUAGACAACGGACAACGGAGCAUGCACCAGUGGAAACGGGGAAGAAACUAUUCUCACGAAAAGUUUUAACGCCCGCAGCGGGAAUCGAACCCUCACCCCAUAGCAGGGUGCGAUUAUAAGCUUGGUGACCCUAACCGCACGGCUACAAGGCGAAACUGGAAGCAUUUUCUCAUUUUUUCGGCUUUUGAUUUUUUAUUAAAUAACGAAGCAAUAUUUUCAAAAUCGAUUUUCGUACACAUGUAGAGUAUGGAUCAAGGUAUCUUCUGAUUUUUUUUUUUUUGAGGUGGAAAAUGCUUUCCAUUUUUGCAGAAACCAUUUUUUUGUGAAAUUUUGUUCAAAAAUGGUUUCUGCAAAAAUGAAAAACAUUUUCCACUUCAAAAAAAAAUCAGAAGAUACCUUGAUCCAUACUCUACAUGUGUACGAAAACCGUUUUUGAAAAUAUUGCUUCGUUAUUUAAUAAAAAAUCAAAAACCAAAAAGUGAGGAAAUGCUUCCAGUUUGUAGCACAGCGGAGUUGCGAGUGAGCCAAUGCACUUCUUGAAGACGAUGGCAGGAAUCCCAUCUAGGCCAGGCGUAGUAGACGGUUUCAUCUUCUUCACAGCAUCCCGUAGCUCACCUUCAGUCACUAGUGAUAUACCAAUAUCGAAGAGAUUUUCAGGCACAGCGGAGGUUGCAUGCAUAGCAUCAUCACUGUUCGCACACUCGGUAUUGAAAACGCUGGAAAAAUGCUUUGCGAAGAGUUCGCAUUUUUCAGAGGCAGUGGAUGCCAUUUCACCAGCUAAAGAAACCAUGGCAGGAACACCAUCAUUCUGCUUGCGCUUGGAGUUGAUGAAAUUUCAGAAACGUUUAGGAUGUCGACGGAGACUUCUCUGCGUUUUAUCGACAUAUGCUUGUUCAGCGACUUAUACGCAUCACUUGCAGCUUGAAACCGGCGUUUAUGAAGUGGAAUGCGAAGGCGGCGAUAGUGACGUUGGCAUGCGUUUUUCUCGCGCUUCAGCGAACGAAGUCGGCCGUUGCCCCAGGGCGGCUUUGCGGGUGGGCGCGUUUUCGGAACAUUCGAGGAGAGCCAAUUCGUGACAAUUUCUGACAACGUAUGCACAGCGCGGUCCACAUCAGUACAUGCUAGGAUUUCGGUCCAGUCUACCUGCUCCAGGAAGCUAUGUAGCGAGGCGAAGUCGAUGCGUUUGAAAUCUAACGCGGGACAGUCUUCGUGGUCGUAUAAAGGCUCAUAGUCGGUAAUGAUGAGCGCAAUUUCCAAUGGAGGGUGAGGGCGAUCGAUAUUCACCAGAGAGACAGCAGCUUCAGUGACGAUGCAGAAGCCGACGUUGGCGAACACCAAAUCCAGGGUAUUGGUCCAGGGAUUCAUCACGCGGCUAUACUGCUUUAGAUUCAUCGAUGCCAUGUUGUCUAAUAGGUAGGCACUGGCUGACCCCACGCUGACGUCUUUACAAAAAUCCGCAAUGACAUGAUUUUGCUCAGUCAGUUGCCACACAAGAUUAGCUUGGUUGAAAUCACCACAAACUAUUAUCCCAUCACCGUCACUGGCACGUUCGAGGCUAUCACUAAUAGCAUUGGCAAAACAAAAUAAUAAAAAAAUAAUAAAAAACCUAAUACAAAGUACAUCUCUUCCACUAAAGGGUUGAAGAUAGGAAAACCCCGUACAAAGGGGGAAGAGUGGGUUGGUAAAAAAAAUGAAUUUAACACUGUUAUGGUAAAUUAAACGGAACAGUAUUAAAUUCGAUUUUCUUUAUCUUGCAGGUUUUCCACUAUAGUGCUAUAACACGCCCCAUGUUUAUCAUCAAGGAUGGGUUAGAAGUUCACUAUUUGUACGUAGUGUACUUAAUAGGUGCUUCCAAGUCACCAAAUUGAAUUUUAUUAUAUAGGCGACGACUAAGCUUUUAACCGGUAGUGUUCCAGCAAAGAUAAGACCAUACAGUAUUGAUAACAACCAAACGAUAGAUAAAAAUGAUUAUAUGAAAUUGAAGCUCUGGGAAUCUUUUCAUUCAGUCAGUAUUAUCAGCCAAGUGGAUUGUUCAACACGUAGCUACAAGAGAAGCAAAAAUGUUGAACACAUUUUCAGUGCUUUCUCCACAUUUAAAAUUUAAAAAUAAAUUCGUAUCCAUUGACAAUGUAGCUUUCAAAUUCCAUUAUCGAGCUACAUUUACCAUACUGCUUGUAUGUACACUUCUCGUAACGUCCAGACAAUACAUAGGGGAACAUAUACGGUGUAUUACCGGAGGAUCCAUUCCUGAACACGUCAUCAAUACAUUUUGUUUUUUCACAACAACAUUUACGGUAGUGAGGCACUUCAAUGAAUCAGUGCUACAGGAUGGAAACAUACCUCACCCAGGAGUGGGCCACACAUAUUUGGACGAUCCUGUGAAGUAUCAUGCUUAUUACCAAUGGGUACCGUUUGUGUUGUUUCUUCAAGCCAUCAUGUUUUAUGGACCGCAUUAUGUAUGGCGUAAUAUGGAAGGGAUUUUCUUCGAGCUCAUGAGUGCAAAAUCUAACGGGCUUACUUGAGGGCCAGCUGGCAUAUGGUUCCACCGUAGGAAGGUCACACAGGGCGUCGACGCACUCGUUGUUCGGUCCUGGUUCCAAUCGUCGUGUCUAGCGUGGCCGCACAGCGGAUUCGACGGGACUAUAUAGGCCCCGGAAUCGGAAUGGGUGUGGAUAGGCUGCUUGCCACCUAGCGACGACCGAGUGUCCUGACGGUACGGACUCGGAUUCCUGCCCAAACACCCACGUUGAAUGGGAUUUGGCACCUGUUCAACGUAACUAUUGUAAUGCCCAAGCACUCGCACAUUUUCAAAUAAAAAAAUAGCUUACCGUAUA
Molecule: messenger RNA, 14208 nt
Organism: Aedes albopictus (Asian tiger mosquito)
Lineage: Eukaryota; Metazoa; Arthropoda; Insecta; Diptera; Culicidae
Exons: 3
Coding region: 22-2013 (663 amino acids)
Source: RefSeq, a predicted model, not a curated record